UGAAAAAUACAAGAGAAGGGAUCGAACAGUGCCAGAUCUUCCCAAAUCACACGCUCGCGCUCUCUCUCUCUACCCCCUCUGGGCAAAAAAUCUGCAAAGCAAACAUCUAAACUGGGUUGUCUGGGAUUUACCCAUAACCAAUUCCUCCCUCUCAUGACCCAAUUACAGCUUCUGAUUUGAUUUUCAUUCAAAUUCAAUCGAUUAACAAUGUAUCAAUGGAGGAAGUUCGAGUUCUUUGAAGAAAAACACGGAGGAAAAUACAAGGUCCCAGAUGAAAUUACAGCGGAAAUUAAGUGUUGUUCAAGUGGAAGAGGCAAAGUUUCAAUUGGAUGUGAUGAUGGGAAUGUUAGUAUCCUUGAUCGAGGUCUCAAGUUCAAUUACGCUUUCCAGGCUCACUCUUCUUCCGUCCUUUUUCUUCAACAACUCAAGCAACGCAAUUACCUUCUUACUAUUGGGCAAGAUGAACAGAUAUCUCCACAGGCUUCAUCUAUGUGCCUGAAAGUUUUUGACUUGGAUAAGACACAAAUGGAGGGACAGGAGGGUACAAGCACGAGCGCAACAGUUCCUGAUUGUGUUCAAAUAUUACGUAUAUUCACUAACCAAUUCCCUGAAGCAAAGAUUACAUCCUUCUUAGUUCUAGAAGAAACUCCACCAAUUCUACUCAUAGCCAUUGGAUUGGACAAUGGAAGCAUCUACUGCAUCAAAGGGGACAUUGCUCGUGAGCGAAUUACCCGAUUUACCCUUAGGGUGGAAAAUGCUUCAGCGGGUCAUGCUGCUGUUACAGGACUUGGGUUCAGAAGUGAUGGUCCGGACAUUCUUCUAUUUGCGGUGACUCCAUCCUCUGUUAGCUUGUUCAAUCUCCAGUACCAGCCAGCAAAAAGGCAAACCUUGGAUCAAAUUGGGUGUGAUACAAAGAGUGUUGCAAUGAGCGACCGAUCGGAGCUGAUUAUUGGUCGACCUGAAGCUGUGUAUUUUUACGAAGAUGAUGGACGCGGUCCUUGUUGGGCGUUUGAAGGAGAGAAGAAAUUUCUUGGAUGGUUCCGUGGAUAUCUUUUGUGUGUAAUUGCAGGUCAAAGAAGUACCAAAGAUACAUUUAAUAUUUAUGACCUGAAGAACCGUUUAAUAGCACAUAGUGCUACGGUUAAUGAAGUCUCACAUGUGCUCUGUGAAUGGGGAAACAUAAUUCUCAUUAUGGCUGAUAAAUCAGCCGUUUGUGUUGGAGAAAAGGAUAUGGAAAGCAAGUUAGAUGUGCUUUUUAAGAAGAAUCUCUAUUCUGUAGCUAUUAAUCUGGUUCAAACUCAGCAAGCUGAUGCUGCUGCAACUGCUGAAGUCCUUAGAAAAUAUGGUGAUCACCUAUACAGCAAGCAGGAGUAUGAUGAGGCUAUGGCUCAGUACAUCCACACCAUUGGUCACCUUGAACCUUCAUUUGUGAUACAGAAAUUUCUGGAUGCUCAGAGAAUCCACAAUCUGACCAAUUACUUGGAAAACUUACAUGAAAAGGGGCUCGCUUCAAAAGAUCAUACUACUCUCUUGUUGAACUGUUACACUAAGUUAAAAGAUGUUGAUAAGCUGAACUAUUUUAUUAAAAGUGAGGACGGUGGGGAACAUAAGUUUGAUGUAGAGACUGUGAUACGAGUCUGCCGUGCUGCCAAUUAUCAUGAACAUGCAAUGUAUGUUGCUAAAAAGGCAGGUAGGCAUGAGUUGUACCUGAAGAUUCUGUUAGAAGAUCUUGGUAGAUAUGAUGAAGCCUUACAGUAUAUUUCAAGCCUUAAUCCAAGCCAAGCCGGGGUGACAGUUAAAGAAUAUGGCAAAAUUCUUAUAGAACACAAACCAAAGGAGACAAUACUUAUACUUCUGAAGCUCUGUACGGAGGAGGGAAAACCGGCCAAAAAAGAUACCUUAACCAUGCUGCCAUCUCCUGUUGAUUUCCUCAACAUUUUUGUACAUCAUCCAAAAUCGUUAAUGGAUUUUCUUGAGAAAUACACUGAUAGAGUGAAUGACUCAUCUGCACAGGUGGAAAUUCACAAUACCCUGUUGGAAUUGUAUUUGUCCUAUGACUUGACCUUCCCGUCGAUGUCACAAUAUAGCUACAAUGGAGAUCUUGAUGAUAAAGAGACGAUAUCAUCAGCAGUGUCAAAACCUUCAUCAAAUGGAAAACUACCAUUGAAUGAUGAUGAGAAAAGUCGUGCUAUAAGACGUGAGAAAGGGCUGCGCUUGCUUAAAAGUGCAUGGCCAUCUGACCUGGAAAAUCCACUUUAUGAUGUUGAUCUUGCUAUAAUCCUCUGUGAAAUGAAUGCAUUUAGAGAAGGGCUUUUGUUUGUUUAUGAGAAUAUGAAACUGUACAAGGAGGUGAUUUCUUGCUAUAUGCAGGCCCAUGACCAUGAGGGAUUGAUUGCAUGUUGCAAGAGGCUGGGAGAUUCAGGUAAGGGUGGAGACCCCACUCUUUGGGCGGACGUAUUACAGUACUUUGGUGAACUUGGAGAAGAUUGUUCCAAAGAAGUUAAAGAGGUCUUGAAAUAUAUUGAGAGGGAUGACAUUUUACCACCUAUUGUUGUUCUUCAAACGCUGUCACAAAAUCCAUGCCUCACUCUUUCUGUAAUCAAGGAUUAUAUUGCUCGGAAACUUGAACAGGAGUCAAAGCUGAUUGAAGAGGAUAGGCAGGCUGUUGAUAAGUAUCAGGAGGAUACAACAGCAAUGAGGAAAGAAAUCGAGGAUCUUAGGACAAAUGCAAGAAUAUUUCAGCUCAGCAAGUGUACUGCAUGCACUUUCACUCUCGAUCUUCCGGCGGUUCAUUUUAUGUGCAUGCAUUCGUAUCAUCUACGUUGCCUUGGUGACAACGAAAAGGAGUGUCCUGAGUGUGCUCCUGAGUAUAUGUCUGUUCUGGAAAUGAAGAGAAGUUUGGAACGGAAUUCUAGAGACCAAGAUCAGUUCUUUCAGAAAGUUAAAGAUUCCAAAGAUGGAUUCUCUGUUAUUGCCGACUAUUUUGGAAAGGGAAUAAUUAGCAAGACAAAACCCGAUGGAAACACUUCUACCAACGGUGGCUUUUGAAGGUCUGAGUAUUUACUUAUUUUUUUUUCUAAGUUUCCAGAUCAGUGAAGGUAUGGAUUGUACAGUGUAUAUCAAUGUUUUCCGAGGUUGUGUUGGAGUAACAAAGGUUAGAUAUGAAACCAAGUUGUUGUUAUCUCAGUUCACCAAGAUCUUGAACUACAUUGUCUAUGGGCGAAUGCAUUUGUAAUGCAUUAUUUAAGAUGGUCCUCAAUAGACCUGUUCAACGGGCUGGAGGCCCAUUAAAAGCCCGAGUCAAGCCCAUUUUGAAAUGGGUUCAACCCUUUAUUUUUACCGAAGAUUUUAAUUGGGAACACUUUGAAUUUUUGGUAGGUAGCAGCUCCGUCCUUGAUUUCGUGCUGUAGAUGAGGCUGAAAGGUGAGGAAAUUUUGUACAAUAAGAAAAGGAAGAUCUGAUACCCAGGUUGUUGCUUCUUGUGCAGUGAUGUGUAUUUUACGGAGAAUUGUUCAUUUUCCGUUUUUUGUUUCUAAUCAUUCUGGGAUGCUGCUUCAUUGGUGGAUUGUUUUGUUAUACCUUUGGGUGAAAGUAAAUGUAAAUGAUGUUACAUUGAGUUGGCUUGUUGACUCAAAAUAAAUUGUGAAAACUGUCUUUUGAUCUUUCA
Molecule: messenger RNA, 3667 nt
Organism: Spinacia oleracea (spinach)
Lineage: Eukaryota; Viridiplantae; Streptophyta; Magnoliopsida; Caryophyllales; Amaranthaceae
Product: vacuolar protein-sorting-associated protein 11 homolog
Exons: 5
Coding region: 208-3048 (946 amino acids)
Biological process (GO): vesicle-mediated transport; intracellular protein transport; vacuole organization
Cellular component (GO): HOPS complex; endosome
Molecular function (GO): protein-macromolecule adaptor activity; protein binding
Source: RefSeq, a predicted model, not a curated record